Molecule: messenger RNA, 2166 nt
Organism: Entrophospora sp. SA101
Lineage: Eukaryota; Fungi; Glomeromycota; Glomeromycetes; Entrophosporales; Entrophosporaceae
Source: the annotation of a GenBank genome assembly
AUGUCUAGUGAAAUACUUGACUACACUACUUUUCUACCGUUAAUGUUACAAGCUCAGGACCUUGUAACUAAAUUGGAGAGUAGGGUAAUUGAAUUGGAAAAUGACCUAGAGACGAUAAGUGGAGUUCAUGAACAAGAACGUGAACAUUUACUUGAAGAAAUUGGAGAAAAAGAUGAAUAUAUUUAUAAUCUUCAAACCAAAAUCAAUAGAUUUGAAUUUGGUACAAAAGAAACUAUAACUGUUUUAGCCAAAACUUUAGAAACCUUUAAAUCACGAAUUAAUAUUAACAACAACAAUAAUAUAAAUAAUGUUGAAGACGAUAGCUAUGGUGAUCGUGCUACUAAAACAAUUGAACAAACGGAUUUGGAAGAACAACAUCGUAAAAGUCAUAAAAGACAAUCAUCAUCGUAUUCAAUCCGUAAAAGAAGAGAUUCAAAGGUUACAUUAAGUGAUGAUGAAAAAUUAGAUCAUAAAUUAAAUAUUGUUGGAUCGAAUGUCGUUACCAACAGGGCAUUAGUUGAUCAAAGUUUAAGAAGAGAAUCUAUUAUUAGCCAAAUUUCAUUGGAUGAUCUUGGUGGACUUGAUGAAUAUGAUUUAGAUGGUGAAGAAGAUAUAGCUGAAUUUAAUAUAUCUGAUGAGGAAGAUUCUAAUGUUCAAAGAGUACAAUGUCAUUCAUUAACAAUGACAUCAUCACCAUCACCAUCACCAAGGAACUCCUUUGAUGGGUCACGUGUCGAAAAAGAAAAAAGGAGACCAAAUUCAAAGGUUACAUUAAGUGAUGAUGAAAAAUUAGAUCAUAAAUUAAAUAUUGUUGGAUCGAAUGUCGUUACCAACAGGGCAUUAGUUGAUCAAAGUUUAAGAAGAGAAUCUAUUAUUAGCCAAAUUUCAUUGGAUGAUCUUGGUGGACUUGAUGAAUAUGAUUUAGAUGGUGAAGAAGAUAUAGCUGAAUUUAAUAUAUCUGAUGAGGAAGAUUCUAAUGUUCAAAGAGUACAAUGUCAUUCAUUAACAAUGACAUCAUCACCAUCACCAUCACCAAGGAACUCCUUUGAUGGGUCACGUGUCGAAAAAGAAAAAAGGAGACCAAUAAAUUCAUGUACAAAUUGUAAUAUAUUACUUGUACAAAUAGAUCAAUUUAUUGAUGAUCGUGCAUAUCUUAAACGAGAUCUUUCUAAACUUGCAACUUCGCUUUCAAAAGAACAAACUAUUCGUAAACAAAUUCAAGCAAGUAGGAAAAAUUUAGAACAAGAAAUUGAUCGAUGGGUAAAUGUAAUGUUUGAAAAAGUCAAUCAUAUGGUAUCUGACGAAGCUAGGAUACGAGAAGAGCUUGGUUUGUUGAAUAGAGAAUAUGAUGGGAAAUUUGAAUCGUUGAUUAAAACAUCUGAUAUUAGGCAAGAACAGCUACGAGAAUUAAAAUCAUUAUUGAUUCAUAUUGAUUCUACUAAACAAAAACGAGUUGGUUCAAUGAUUUAUCCAGAUAAAAUUUCAGAAUUAUCAUCAGCCGAUAGUUUCAUGACCAAUGAAAUUAACAAAAAUGAUGAAUUUGGAGCAACAAAAGGCAAAAAUAUUUACAUCGAUGGAAUAGCAUUCGAAGAAUUUCAAGAAUUUAUUAAAUCAUUGAAGACAUCACCAACGUUUAAUAAUAAUGCACCUAAUGCUACGAGUGCAUUUAUGAAACGAUGUAUGACAGAAGACAUUCAACCUUGUCUUUUUGAAAAAAGUACUGGGUGGAAAUCACCAUUCUACAAAAAAAGGUUGAUAGAUGCCAUAAUAAAAAAUCAAUGUGAAAUUCAAAAAAUAUCAUCGAGUAAAUCAAUCUCUAGUCAAACCAGCAGUGAUAACUCUUUAGCAGCAACGGCAGCACCAAUAAUAGUAAAAUGUGGACUUUGUGGAAAGUUAAGAACUUGUGAAUUUGCUAUGAGAUUAUCAGGAUCAGAUGCAACCGUUCCAUCGUCAAUAAAUGCUAAUGGUGGAUGGAUUCUACUUGAUCGAUUUUGCAGAGAUCGUAUUGUAGCAGUAUGUGAUUUUUAUGGAUAUUUAUCACAUUUGCGGCAAGGAUUAUUUAAUAAUUCGCCUAUAUGGAAAAUGUAUAAACAGUGCUUGAAAUAUCGUAGGAAAAUGAGUUUAGCACGUGUUGGAAGUGUCACGAUGGUUUUACUUGUUCAUUAG